UGGGUAACGGAGCCGAGAUGUGGUUCGAGAUUCUACCUGGAGUUGCCAUCAUGGGCGUGUGCUUGGUCAUUCCCGGAGUGGCCACUGCGUACAUCCACCGGUUCAGUAACGGUGGCAAGGAAAAAAGGGUUGCCCAAUUUCCGUAUCAGUGGAGUCUGAUGGAAAGAGACAGGCGCAUCUCUGGAGUUAACCGUUACUAUGUGUCAAAGGGUCUGGAGAACAUUGAUUAAGGAAGCGUUUUCCUGAUUGAUGAAAAAAAUAACUCAGUUAUGGUCACCUAACCCUGCUGGAAGAUUAAGCGGUGUAUUAUGUGACACGCAGCUUAGUUUUAUGUGUGACGUAAUGCUUAAUAAAAACAAAAUGAAAAAAAAAAAAACCCUCGUCAUGUAUAAUUUCACCCAAAGAAUUUACCACCUUUAUACUUUGUAAAACUUUCAGUGAACAUGAAAGUAUUGUUUAAAAACA
Molecule: messenger RNA, 465 nt
Organism: Octodon degus (degu)
Lineage: Eukaryota; Metazoa; Chordata; Mammalia; Rodentia; Octodontidae
Product: NADH dehydrogenase [ubiquinone] 1 alpha subcomplex subunit 1
Exons: 1
Coding region: 18-230 (70 amino acids)
Source: RefSeq, a predicted model, not a curated record